Quercus lobata is the source of this 1524-nucleotide messenger RNA. Its product is annotated as UDP-glycosyltransferase 76F1-like. NCBI's taxonomy places the organism in Eukaryota, Viridiplantae, Streptophyta, Magnoliopsida, Fagales, Fagaceae. The record is from RefSeq and is a predicted model, not a curated record. Bases 110 to 856 code for a protein of 248 amino acids. Gene Ontology annotation, molecular function: quercetin 7-O-glucosyltransferase activity; quercetin 3-O-glucosyltransferase activity. The transcript is spliced from 2 exons.
UUUAAAUAGAAUUAAAUUUCAGGUCCUCUAGGCAAGUGGGCAUUGAAGGGCAGGCAGCCUUUCUUGAUAAAUAGAAGCAAGUCUUCAACAACAUAGAAGCAACAAUCGUAUGGAGAACCAAAUAGACACCCAAAUGGAGCAAAGGAAGGGCCGCAGAUUGGUACUUUUUCCAUUGCCAUUCCAAGGCCAUAUAAACCCUAUGCUACUACUUGCAACCAUUCUUCACUCCAAAGGCUUCUCCAUCACAAUAAUACACACAAACUUCAACUCUCUCAACCCUUCAAACUUUCCCAACUUUACAUUCCACUCCAUCCAAGAUGGCUUAUUGGAAUCUGAAGCCUCUUCAUCCGAUCUUGUAGCUCUUGCUAAACUCCUCAACAUCAAAUGUACAGAUCCUUUCCGGGACUGCAUGGAUAAGCUCUUGUCUGAUGCCUCAGAGGAACCUAUUUCUUGUUUAAUCUCAGAUUCUCUCUUUUACUUCACUCAAGCCGUUGCUGACAGUCUUAAGCUCCCAAGGGUUGUUUUGAGGACUGGUGGUCUUUCCUCUUUUGUUGUUUUUGCUGCAUUUCCACUGCUAAGGGAAAGGGGUUACCUCCCCAUACAAGGCGGACUUCUAAAUACAAGGAAAUCAUUUUCUUGCCUUGAACCCAGCCUUGCCAAUUCAUCUGCACACCUAUUGGCCUUUCUAACACAGUGCUUAACACGAACUCGCGGGAGUUGGGAAAUAAGGUACCUGCAAUCGUCCACUAAGGUAGAAACAACCCUUUCAGUAGCUCUUGGAUUAUUCAGCAGCUCCAUUAUAGAUUUAACAUCAAUUUCAAUCUCCACAGCAGGUAAUUGGAGGUUUAAACAUUGAAGAAUUCCAUCUCUAAGACCGCAUAGUUCUGCAGCAAAGCUCGUUGUGGUGCCAAUCUUUCUAGCAUAACCACAAACCCAUUCACCCUCCCCAUUUCGAAUAAGACCUCCACUUCCUGCUGGGCCCGGAUUGCCCAAAACUGAACCGUCUGAAUUAAGCCUGAACCAGCCCACCUCUGGCUUUUCCCACCUAAUCCUCUUUAUCACCUGAACCGAAGCCAAUUUAGGAAGCUUCACACAGUGCUCAUACUCCAUAGCUUCACGGAAAAUUUCAUGACCCAAGUUCUGCUGGAAUGUUUUAUUAUUGAAAACAAUGUUGUUCCUAUGCUUCCUUAUGCGCCAAAUAGCGAAUAGGAAGGAGGUUUUCCAAGGGGGAUGGUCUCUGAAUUUUUUUGUAUUAAGCUUUCCAUUAGUGGUGAUCCAGUGGUGAAGAUUGCCACUAAAGAAAGAUGAAUUUACCUCCUCGGCACCCAGCUGAGUCCAAAACUCCCUAACCUUGCUGCAGUCCCUAAGAGCAUGAAUAAUAGACUCCGAAUCAGCAAGACAAAGCGGGCAAGCGGGAUCCACCAGCACCCCCCUUUUAGCUAGGCAUUCCUUCACACCAAUGCUACUAUGCAGACACAUCCAAACAAAAGUUUGAAUCCGAGGAAGAAUGUUAACUUUCCACAC